AUGGAGUUCUCUCAUAACCUCGACAAUGAGGACACCCGCACCCUAGCUAGUUCAAUAACAGUGGGAGUCCGGGUCUGGUAUGAGUUGUAUUGGAGGAAGAUGGCGGUGAUGAUGGCUAAUGAUGGCUCUAAGACACGGAGUGAGCAAGCAAUGACAUACCUUGCAGCUGGCACAAGAGCAGGAGUUGCACUCGCCGGAGCAGCAGUUACAGGUGCAAGGAGACAUGAUGAAUAUAGAGGUGGUAGGUAA
Messenger RNA from Penicillium concentricum, 249 nucleotides. RefSeq lists its product as uncharacterized. The record is from RefSeq and is a predicted model, not a curated record. The transcript is spliced from 2 exons. NCBI's taxonomy places the organism in Eukaryota, Fungi, Ascomycota, Eurotiomycetes, Eurotiales, Aspergillaceae. Bases 1 to 249 code for a protein of 82 amino acids.